Fonsecaea nubica is the source of this 1230-nucleotide messenger RNA. RefSeq lists its product as hypothetical. Bases 1 to 1230 code for a protein of 409 amino acids. Gene Ontology annotation, biological process: negative regulation of translation; mRNA catabolic process. The transcript has 3 exons. Gene Ontology annotation, cellular component: CCR4-NOT core complex; CCR4-NOT complex; P-body. NCBI's taxonomy places the organism in Eukaryota, Fungi, Ascomycota, Eurotiomycetes, Chaetothyriales, Herpotrichiellaceae. The record is from RefSeq and is a predicted model, not a curated record.
AUGCUUCAGACACAGCAUCUUUACUCGCAUCAGCAACAAUACAACCAGCAUGACCAAUCCUCCUGGCAGCACAACGGUCCGCAACAGAGUCAUCAAGCCCUGAGCCACGGACAGCAACAGGCGCAGGCUCAGGCCGCCGCCGCUGCUGCCGCCGCGGCUCAGCAGCAACACUACUCCCGACUCGCGGUCAAUCCCAACCACAACUCUUCACAUGCGCAAAACACAAACCGCCAGGCUACGGCCGACAACGCGCAGAAUGCUAUGGGCCCGUCCCUGACAUCGAUGAACGAACAGGCAACGCCGGGCAUGGAUCAGCAACUGUCAGAAGAGAAUCGCAAGGUGUUACAAUGGGUGGCGGAAUUGAUGGAUCCCAAUAGAAGAGAAGGAGCUCUGAUGGAACUGAGCAAGAAACGGGAGCAGGUUCCAGAGCUCGCGUUGGUCCUCUGGCACAGCUUCGGCGUCAUGACCAGUCUACUCCAGGAGAUCAUCUCAGUAUAUCCGCUGCUGAACCCAAGUCAGCUCACUGCGGCGGCUAGCAACCGUGUGUGCAACGCCUUGGCCUUGCUUCAAUGCGUGGCAAGCCACAACGAAACCAGGGGCCUGUUUCUGAACGCGCACAUUCCACUCUUUCUCUAUCCGUUCCUCAAUACUACAUCCAAAUCAAGACCGUUCGAAUAUUUACGGCUCACGUCACUUGGUGUCAUUGGCGCCCUAGUCAAGAAUGAACCCUCAUCCGGCGUCUCAAUGAAUCCGGCAGGCACACCAGCAGCCCACGGGAACACCAACAACUCUUCCCCUACAAUCACGUUUCUGUUGACCACAGAGAUAAUCCCCCUCUGCCUGCGCAUCAUGGAGACGGGCAGCGAACUAUCCAAAACCGUGGCCAUCUUCAUCGUCCAGAAGAUUUUGCUUGAUGACACAGGGUUAGGAUAUAUCUGUGCCACCUAUGAGAGGUUCUAUGCGGUCGGCACCGUUCUGAGCAACAUGGUUAUUGGGUUGGUCGAAACCCAGACUGUACGGCUCUUGAAACACGUGGUUAGAUGCUUCCUAAGGCUUAGUGACAACAACCGAGCCCGCCAAGCGCUGCGACAGUGCCUGCCUGAGCCACUUCGUGAUGCGACGUUUUCCAAUGUCCUCCGCGACGAUGCCGCCACCAAGCGAUGCCUGGCCCAACUCCUCAUCAACCUGAGCGACACUGUUACCGAUACGCAAAAUGAGCAAUUUGAAUGA